AUGGCUGCUGCGAAUCCAGCACAACUGCUCCUAGGUGAACUGACGUGUGUGGUGUGUCUAGAUUAUUUUAAAGAUCCAGUGUCUCUAGAUUGUGGGCACCAUUUCUGCCAGGCCUGCAUCACUCGGUGCUGGGAGGAAUUGAGUGCAGACUUCCCCUGUCCUGAGUGCAGAGAAACCUUCUCCCGGAGAAACCUCAAACCAAACAGACAGCUGAGGAAUAUUGUAGAAGCUUCCAGAAAACUGACACUGGAGUCAGCAAAAGAACCAGAAGUUGGGACAGUGUGUGAAAAACACAACGAGGAUUUAAAAGUCUUCUGCCAAGAGGAUCAAACACCCAUUUGUGUGGUUUGCCACCUGUCCCGAGAUCACAGAGAUCACACGGUGGUUCCCAUAGAGGAGGCUGCUGAGGAUUACAAGGAACGAAUUCGGAGCCAUUUGGAGAGUUUGAAAAAAGAGAGAGAAGCGAUUCUGUCAUUUAAACUGAGUGGGGAAGAUAAAAGCCAUGAACUGCUGAAACAGCUGGAAACUGAGAAGCAGAAGAUUGUGGCUGAAUUUCAGCAACUGUGCCAGUUUCUGGAGGAACAAGAGCGACUCCUGCUGGCCCAGCUGGAAGAGCUGAAUAAGGAAAUUGAAAAGAUGGGGGCUGAGUAUGUUGCCAGACUAUCUGAGGAACUCUCCUCUUUCAGUUCCCUGAUCAGUAAGAUGGAGGAGAAGUGCCAGCAGCCAGCGAGUGAAUUCCUGCAGGACAUCAAAGGCACCUUGAGCAGAUGCGAGAGGGAGAAGUUUCAGAACUCAGGGGCCUUUUCUUCUGAACUGAAAUGGAGACUCUGGGAAUCUUCUCAAAGAAACACAUCUCUGGAGACCAUAGUGAAGAAAUUCAAAGACUCACUCUCGUCCAGACAGCGGUUGGACAAAGCGAACGUGACUCUGGAUCCAAACACGGCCCAUCCCCGACUCAUCCUGUCGGCGGAUCGGAGAAGUGUGAGAAGGGGAGUCACGCGGCAGGACCUGCCCGACAACCCUGAGAGAUUUUGUCGGGGACUCGAACCCCAACAGCGAAGUUCAAUGUCCUGUGUGCUGGGCUGUGAGGGAUUCACCUCGGGCCGACACUACUGGGAGGUGGAGGCGGAGGUGGGGAGGGGAUUCUGUGAUGUGGGGGUGGCCAGGGAGUCUGUGAGCAGGAAGGGACGGAUCAGCCUUAGCCCUGAGCGGGGGGUCUGGGCUGUGCGGUGCUGGGCGGAUCAGUACUGGGCUCGCACGUCCCCUGGGCAGAGCAUCCCCUUCCCCCCGAGCCGGGCGCCCCGCAGGAUCCGGGUGUAUCUGGACUAUGAACGGGGGCAGGUGGCGUUUUUCGAUGCUGGUACCGGGGACCCGAUCGUCACUUUCCCGCCGGCCUCUUUCGCCGGGGAGAGAAUCCGCCCGUUCUUCUGGCUUAGUGCCGGUGUGCGGCUCCUCUAGCCCCCACCCCCUGAUCUCUAUGGCCUGGAGGACUCAGCCCCCUCCCCCCGAGCUGAAGGGGGGUGACGCUCUACCCGUAGCACUCUGGCUGUGGAGGUCUGUGUGUGGCGCUCUAGGAUCAGUGUCUAUGCUCCUAGGAGGCCAACUCUGGCGGGGGGGGGGGUCCCACCACGGAAGGAGGGAGCCCCCCUGUGGGAGGGACCCAGCCGAGUGCCAGGGAGAGACCCCUCAACUGGGGGAGGGGAGA
Molecule: messenger RNA, 1705 nt
Organism: Mauremys mutica (yellowpond turtle)
Lineage: Eukaryota; Metazoa; Chordata; Testudines; Geoemydidae
Product: zinc finger protein RFP-like
Exons: 8
Coding region: 1-1458 (485 amino acids)
Molecular function (GO): zinc ion binding; protein binding
Source: RefSeq, a predicted model, not a curated record